Messenger RNA from Spodoptera exigua (beet armyworm), 297 nucleotides. The record is from the annotation of a GenBank genome assembly. NCBI's taxonomy places the organism in Eukaryota, Metazoa, Arthropoda, Insecta, Lepidoptera, Noctuidae.
AUGUGCAGGAUAGUAUAUCGUGGAGAGCUGGAGGUUGUCAGAGCAAGUCAAGAGCAUUAUUACUUAUCUUAUCAGUACUAUGUGGAAGGUCGUGAUAGUGGUGUUAUCAGCUCUAUGUCAUAUCUACGCGCUGGACUACAGGCUGUGUCAAGAAACGCCGAAGGAAAAACAUUGUCUAAUAGAAUACAGCGUGCGAUAUCGAUGGCCGCAUCAAGUCAGAUCAUAGGUUACAGAAGAUGUUACAAGCUUUACAUUGAUCUGCUAUGUCUUGCCACCAACGGCGUACAAAUAUGUUAA